AUGACUGGACCACUAACUGCCUUCAUCUUCCUGAGCACCUUGUCACAGAUGGAGCAGACUCACAGAGCUGUGUUCAGUCCAUCCUCAGCUUCAGUGGUCCCAGGACGCUCAGUGUCUCUUCAGUGCUCACUUCAGCCCGAAAAGAGCCAAAUCCAGUGUCCACAACAGCAGCAGAUCAGAGUGUGGAGGGGCGCCCUGUCAUGGCUGUUGGCAGCCUUGGCCCUGAGCCUCGUGCUGAUGGUGAUCUUGAGGAACAGUAAUAUGGAUCACUUCACCACCACUCCCGCUCCCCUGGACCUCCAGACUUUUCACCGAUUCAAUGUGGACUGCUCUGCAAUAUACGACAUGGACCCCAUGGAAGUGUGGAGAGCUUUAACAUUAAGGAAACACAUUGUGGAGGAAUCGGAUGAUGGCCUGGUCAAUCUCACAUCGAAUUGCAAUGUUUUCCUCAAGUCUAGAGGCUAUAACGAUGUAUGCUUGUCACAGGAGGAGAAAACCUUCCCAUUGGCGUAUUCAUUAGUUGUCCACAAAUAUGCCUGGAUGGUGGAGAGACUUAUCAAAGCAUUAUAUUCUCCUAACAAUAUUUUCUGUAUUCACUACGAUGAGAAGUCUUCAGAUAAGUUCCGUUCAGCAAUGGAAAGCUUGGCCCGGUGUUUGCCAAAUGUUAUGAUUGCUUCAAAAAGAGAAUAUGUGGUCUAUGCCAGCAUUACCAGAUUAAAGGCAGAUUUGCAUUGUAUGUCAGACCUUUUGAAGUCAGAGGUUAAGUGGAAGUACAUUAUCAACCUUUGUGGACAGGAUUUCCCCCUCAGACCCAAUACUGAAUUAGUGAAUGAACUAACCAAAUUAAAAGGUGCAAACAUGUUAGAGACUUGCAGACCUACUCCGUAUAAAAGUGAAAGAUAUAAGUAUCACCAUGAAAUUAAAGAUGUCAACCAUGAAUACAAACAAUUACCCAUAAAAACAGACAGAGAGAAGAAGCCACCGCCUCAUGGGAUUGAAAUGUUUACCGGCAGUGCUUACUUUGUCCUGUCAAGGGAAUUUGUGGAGUAUAUGCAAUCCUCUGAUGUGGUCAAAGAUUUUCUGGCUUGGUGUGAAGAUACCUACUCCCCCGAUGAACAUUUCUGGGCAACCCUUGCACGUUUGCCUGGUGUACCAGGAGAGGUUCCCCGGUCACACCCAGAUGUCACUGCUGAAAUGAGUAAGACGAGGCUGGUCAAGUGGUCCAAACUGGAGGGCCAUUUGUACCCACGCUGCACUGGUGUGCACAUACGGGGUAUUUGCAUCUAUGGUGUGGCAGAAAUACGCUGGCUACUUGACGACGGUCACUGGUUUGCUAAUAAAUUUGACCCCAAAAUAGACCCUGUUAUCAUUCAGUGCCUUGAGGAGAAUCUACAGAAAAGACAAAAGUUACUUCAGUCUCUUGCUUCAUCUGUGUGCUACUGAGGAAGGGAUUGUUCAUAAACUGUAGACCAGAAAAUAUACAAAACGUCCUGUUUAGAUUCAUUUGAUUUGGGCCACAAAGUCAUUUCUCCUCUUCUAAUUGGUGGGCGAAGAACAUUAGAUAUAUAGUACCUCACAAUGUUUGAAGUGCAGUUUUAGGGCAGGGCCCACAAUCUUAUUUAAUCAUAUUAGAUGAUGGAAAGGCUGUUUCAACACAAGAUUAGAUAAGAGAAGAAAUCCAAAAUGUCACACUGCAUGCACUGAGAAAGGGGUUGUUCAAUUAGUUUUGUUAGAUUUUUAAUAUAUUUAAUAUAUUUAUUUGUGAAAAUUAAUGGAGAAACACAUACCUUGUAUGUAGUGGGAGAAUAUUUUUAUGUAUGUAUGAUACAUUAUAUGGCAGUGAGAAUUACUGGAAAUCCAGUGUAAUGACGUCAUAAAUUGGGUUUAUUUUUUGUCACACUCAAGUCUGUCAAGACUCAGAAAGACUCAAAGAGAAAGCAUUAGUAGCUUCAUUAAAUUUGUUAACUUUGAUCCAACUGGAUGACCUUUAUAAGAUGUCUCCCCCCCAGGGCCUGGACAUUGGAGGGGGUAAAUGUAAGACAGAGGAGAGUGAAUGGGACGGUGAGAUGCUGGGGGGAUACUAGGGAGGAGGGAAACUUUAUAAGAGCCUACUCUUCAUGCAAGUUUGUGUACAGUCCAAUAUUAUUGUUGAAUGUUGCAAUGUGUUGGGUAUUUUCAUUCAGCCCAACCUCUUUGCAAAUUAGAUAUUUUGUGUAUAAAAAUAUUGUCAAUCAUCUGAGACACAAAUAUAAUAUAUUUAAACAAGA
Boleophthalmus pectinirostris (great blue-spotted mudskipper) is the source of this 2267-nucleotide messenger RNA. Its product is annotated as beta-1,3-galactosyl-O-glycosyl-glycoprotein beta-1,6-N-acetylglucosaminyltransferase 4-like. NCBI's taxonomy places the organism in Eukaryota, Metazoa, Chordata, Actinopteri, Gobiiformes, Gobiidae. Gene Ontology annotation, molecular function: acetylglucosaminyltransferase activity. The record is from RefSeq and is a predicted model, not a curated record. The coding region runs from base 1 to 1443 and encodes 480 amino acids. The transcript is spliced from 3 exons. Gene Ontology annotation, cellular component: membrane.